AGAAAACGCUACGCCACAACAGUGCGAAGACUCAUCCACAUAGUUGUCAGAUUCUGUAUGAGCGCCAUGCUAAUGUAGCUUGUAAACAACACUAAAUGCACUGAGUGAGCCUUUCUCCAAGCAGUCGCCUUUUCCUCUCUCAGAAUGGCACAACCUGCGGAGAAAGGUUACUAUCGCUUUUUGGUGCUGUUCUUCAACUGCAUGUUGACAUUCGGCUCCUACUUCUGCUUUGACAUCCCCAGUGUUCUGCAGGAUCAGUUUCAGGGGAACCUGACAUGUCCCAAUGCGACAGUGAUAAAUGGGACAGUGGACUGUGUGGUGGGCUUGGGUAUGACCCCUCAGCAGUACAAUCUUCUCUAUGCUAUCUAUGCAUGGACGAAUGCAGUAGUGGUGAUCCUAGCUGGUUUCCUCAUUGACAAACUGGGCAACCGCUUCGGGGUGUUCCUUUUCUCCUUUUUGUGCGUUUUGGGUUCCUCUCUUUUUGCCCUGGGUUCUCACUUCAGAGGAACUCCCUACCUGCUGCCACUCAUGCUCACAGGCCGACUCCUGUUCGGAUCUGGCAACGGAUCCCUGACCAUUGUUCAGAACCGCAUCACUGCCUUCUGGUUCAAGGGGAAAGAACUGGCCUUAGCUUUUGGGCUGACCUUAGCAUUCUCUCGCAUGGGAUCCGUCCUCAACUUCUUCUUCACGCAGAGGUUUGAAGAAAGGUUUGGCAUGCAGUGGACUCUCUGGGGUGGUGCUCUCCUGUGUGUGUUGAGCUUUACGUCCGCCAUCAUCGUCAGCACUCUGGACAAGGUGGGAAUGAGGCAGCUGGGGCUGGAUGGCGCCAUUCAGGAGGAGUCUCGCAAAGUGAGAAUUCAGGAUGUAAAAUUGCUGUCGUUGAGAUACUGGCUGCUGGUUCUCACCAUCAUGUUCUUUUAUAAUGGAAUCUUCCCCUUCAUCGCUGAUGCCAGUAAGUUCAUUCAGGACAAAUACAUUGACUACUCUCAGAAGGAGGCGUCGUACAUUGCCGGGGCCGUUUACGACAGCUCCCUCGUCCUCUCUGCCAGCGUUGGCAUUCUCAUCGAUUAUGUGGGUCUGCGGGGGAUUUUCGCCGUGGCCUGUGCCUUGUUCACACUGCCCGUGUUCGGACUGCUCGCCUUCACCUUCGUCCCUCCUUUGGUUUCCACCAUCUGGCUGGGAGUCACGUACUCCUUUGCUGCCGCAAGCAUGUGGCCGUCCAUUCCUCUCGUGGUGCCUCAAGCCACCAUCGGCACAGCUAUGGGCCUUGCUACCUCGAUCCAGAUGAUCGGGAUUGGCGUCUCCAAUCUGGUUGUCGGGCAGAUUUUGGGCACCAAAACAAGUGAUACAAAGAUUCCGCUGUGGCGGUGGCAGAGGAUGAUGAUCUUCAUGUUGGCCAACACCAUCUGCUGCAUCGUCACCUCAGUGUUGCUCAACGUUGUCGACCACAGACAGGGUGGGAUGUUGAACAAGAUGACCAAAAAAUCAGGACAGACCGAGAGAGAGUCUGACAGAGAGCCGCUCAACCAAAGAGAAGAAGAGGAAAGUGAGGAUGAGGGAGAUGAAGCACCCCCAUCUCGCUCUAUCAACUGAGUUUUCUCAAGUUUGAAAGUUUUUUUUAUACCUCUUUUUUAAUUGUGAUGCCAGUUUUAGAGGGAUUUUUACAUGUUGUCAUCUUUGUUUUAACAUUCUGGCAUUUUAAGACAACUGUUUAUUACCAUGGACAUAUUUAUUGUGUACUGAAAAAGGGACCUUGUAUGUGCUCCAUUUUGUUGCACGUUCCUGGUUUCAGUUUCAAGUUCAGUCUGUAUAGUACAGAUAAAUAAGAUAUUAUUAGUAUUAUUAUUAUUUCAAGCACUAAUUAUUAAUCCAGAAGGACUAUUAAAGGAACACGAGAAAACAAAUGUAAUGGAAAAAUGCCGCAAUAACAUAAACGCUGCCUCGUG
This is a messenger RNA of Doryrhamphus excisus (bluestripe pipefish), 1946 nucleotides long. RefSeq names its product lysosomal dipeptide transporter MFSD1. The record is from RefSeq and is a predicted model, not a curated record. Gene Ontology annotation, biological process: transmembrane transport. NCBI's taxonomy places the organism in Eukaryota, Metazoa, Chordata, Actinopteri, Syngnathiformes, Syngnathidae. Gene Ontology annotation, molecular function: transmembrane transporter activity.